AUGCGCAGACCUGCGGCGCUACUAAUUAUUGCUGGGGUGCUUUUGGCGCUUCUCAUUGCUCCCUCCGGCGCAUUUUCUGCUCAUGCUCAGGAGUCCCUGAGCAUUGCGGGAAGCGUUUCGGUGCCGGCAAAUGCAAGCCAGUACGUGGAUGUGCAGGUGAUAGAUGGAUCCAGUGGGGCCGUCUUUCGCUAUCAGCAGUUGGACGCCACGCACAGCUUUGCUUUCGCCGGCAUUCCACUGACGGCCACUGAGGUUCGUCUUUUUCUGCGGCUUCCGGAGCGGCGAUUUCGUCUAGAUUCUGCCGCGUCUUCCCUCUCAGUCCGCAUCCCAAAGGCCGCUAGCGGCGCUGACCCUGCGUGGCUGCACCUGACUGCAGCAGUGGAGGAAGUUAGUAGUGCCGCGCCAGAGGGGCUCCCGCAGGGAGGGAGCGUGCUGACUGCCGUCACCACGGUAGUAGGAUUGGCCGUCGUGGCUCUGGGGCGGCACCGGCUGCUGUCGCUGCUUCAACUGCCAAACCUAAAGGUGCCAAAGCCACGCAAGUUAAUUAUGACGUCAAGCAGGUAA
Trypanosoma conorhini is the source of this 564-nucleotide messenger RNA. RefSeq lists its product as uncharacterized. The record is from RefSeq and is a predicted model, not a curated record. The coding region runs from base 1 to 564 and encodes 187 amino acids. The transcript has a single exon. NCBI's taxonomy places the organism in Eukaryota, Euglenozoa, Kinetoplastea, Trypanosomatida, Trypanosomatidae.